GCCGGGGUCCCCCGCGGAGCGCGCAGUGCUCGGCGCGGCGCGGCGCGGCGCGGCGCGGGCCCCUUUAAGGCGCGGACUACAUGUCCCGGCGCGCCGCGCGCGGUUAUGUAACGGGGCGGCGCGGCGGGCGGGCGGCGGCGGCGGCGGUCCGGCGGGGCCGGGCGAUGAUGGCGCUGCCGGUGGCGGGGCCCGGGCCGGGGCCGGUGGCGCUGGCGCUGGCGGGGCCGGGCGCGGCGCGGCGGCAGUGGUGCUACCUGUGCGACCUGCCCAAGAUGCCGUGGGCGAUGCUGUGGGACUUCAGCGAGCCGGUGUGCCGCGGCUGCGUCAACUUCGAGGGCGCGGACCGCGUGGAGCCGCUGCUGGAGGCCGCGCGGCAGCUGCGGCGCUCGCAGGCGCUGCCGGACGGGCGCUCGCCGGGGCCGCCGGCGCCCAAGCCGCCCAAGGAGGCGGAGCGCUUCGGGCUGGCGCGGCUGCCCAACGGGCUGGCGCGGGCCGAGGAGGAGCGCGGCAGCCCGACGGCGCGGCGCGCGCUGCUGGGCGCGGGGCCCGGGCCCGGGCUGGGGCUGCUGGGCGCGCCGGCGGGGCUGCUGGCGGCCGUGGCGGGGCUGGGCGGGCGCGCGGGGCUGGAGGCCAAGGAGCGCGAGCGGCAGCGCAACGCCGAGUGCCUGGCCGAGCUGAGCGAGGCCAUGCGGGGCCGCGCCGAGGACUGGCUGGGCAAGCCCAAGGCGGUGCGGGAGCAGCUGGCGGCGCUGGUGGGCUGCGCGCCCUUCAACGUGCGCUUCAAGAAGGACCACGCGCUGGUGGGGCGCGUCUUCGCCUUCGACGCCAGCCCGCGCCCCGGCUACGAGUUCGAGCUCAAGCUCUUCACCGAGUACCCGUGCGGCUCGGGCAGCGUCUACGCCGGCGCGCUGGGGCUGGCCAAGCAGAUGUUCCAGGACUGCGUCAAGGACCCCGGCAAGGUCAUCUCCUCGGGCUACAAGUACCUGGAGUACGAGAAGCGCCACGGCUCGGGCGACUGGCGCCUGCUGGGCGAGCUCUUCACCGAGGGCGUGCGCUUCUUCCGGGACGCGCCGGCGCCCGAGGCCCUGCCCCAGCAGCACCUGGACGGGGCCUGCGCCGUGCUGCCCGGCGCGCUGCUGCGGGCCGUGCCGCCGAGGGCCCUGCUGCGGCGCCGCAAGGCGUCCCCGGAGCCGGACGAGGGCGGCGGCAACGGGAAGCUGACGGGCGAGGAGCAGCAGCAGCGGCAGCACUGGGCCUACGAGGCGGCGCCACGCAACGAGCCCUCGCCCAUCGCCGCGCUCAAGAACGUGGCGGAUGCGCUGGGCGCCGGCCAGUCGCCCAAGGAGGCCAACCCGGUGCACUCCACCACGCGCCAGAGCAGCGCCAGCCCCGCCUCGCCUGCCGCCACCGGCCCCCACCGCCUGGUGCCCCGCAGCGGUGACGCCGCCACGGCCGUGGCCCCCUCCUCCUCCUCCUCCUCCUCGGCGGCACACUCCUCCGGCGGCCCCGAGCCCAGCGGCAGCACCCCCGACUCGUCCGGGGGCCCCCCCAGCGCCCCGCUGUGCUGCACCAUCUGCCACGAGCGCCUGGAGGACACCCACUUUGUGCAGUGCCCCUCGGUGCCUGGCCACAAGUUCUGCUUCCCCUGCUCCCGCGACUUCAUCAAGGCGCAGGGCGCGGCAGGCGAGGUGUAUUGCCCCAGCGGCGAGAAGUGCCCCUUGGUGGGCUCCAGCGUGCCCUGGGCCUUCAUGCAGGGUGAGAUCGCCACCAUCCUGGCCGGCGACGUCCGUGUCAAGAAGGAGCGGGACCCCUGAGCGCCGCCGGGCUGUGGCAGGGGGAGCCCGCGUGCUGCCUGCGCCGGGGGGGCCGGAGGGACUGGCACCGCUAACUUAUUGCCUUUGUCCCCGGCCGGGGCCCUGUACAUAGUUUAUUUUUUAAUAUUCCCAUAGCAAUCUUAUAUCGAAGGCCAUAUCAGCAUAACCAGGGGUGGGGGGGCUUGCUUCGUAGCAGCUUGAUGCGGGGGGGGCGAUGGGGGGGCAAUGGGAGGGGGCAUCGUGGCUGAGAAUGGAUGAACUCAUGUCAAGCCACCAGGGCGGGGAUGCAGGGGAGUGAUGUGGGGGCCCCGGAUGCAGCCCGCCAGAUGGGGAGGCUCCCUGUGCCCCCCCCAGGGUACAGAGGUGGGUAGAAAACGGGAGCUGGGGGCAGGCACAGGGUAGUGGCUCAGUUGGGGCAUCUGGAGCCCCUCCCUCCUGACUCGUGCCCCCUCAGUCCUCCAGAGCAGGUGGGAGCCAGGACUCCUGGGGGGCAGGUGUCAGACCCGCUAUCGCUAUGGUGGGCACCCGAGGGGCUGGGGGGUCUCUCCCAGCUCUGAUUGGCGGAGUGUGGCCUAGUGGGUGGAGCUGGGCGGCAGGGCUUAGACCCACCCUGCUUCAGUUUCUCUCGGCCUGGCUGGGGGGGUGGGGGAGCCCUCCGUGGGGGACUUGGGGGUGGGGGGUUGCAAACCUCCUCCAGGGCCAUAGGGUAGCAGACCAGCCCCCUGUUACCGUGUGUGUGUAGGGGGGGAGGGGGGGCUGAGCUGGAUGUGGCCUCUUGAAGAGUCCUUGUGGACCUGUGCCCCCCCCCCAAUCCCAUGGGGGGGCAGCUGGAAUUGGGGGGGGG
Alligator mississippiensis (American alligator) is the source of this 2658-nucleotide messenger RNA. RefSeq names its product interferon regulatory factor 2 binding protein 1 (gene IRF2BP1). The transcript has a single exon. Gene Ontology annotation, cellular component: nucleus. The coding region runs from base 81 to 1814 and encodes 577 amino acids. The record is from RefSeq and is a predicted model, not a curated record. Gene Ontology annotation, biological process: regulation of transcription by RNA polymerase II. Gene Ontology annotation, molecular function: transcription corepressor activity. Lineage: Eukaryota; Metazoa; Chordata; Crocodylia; Alligatoridae.